This is a messenger RNA of Drosophila busckii, 2177 nucleotides long. RefSeq lists its product as uncharacterized. The transcript has a single exon. Bases 69 to 2114 code for a protein of 681 amino acids. The record is from RefSeq and is a predicted model, not a curated record. NCBI's taxonomy places the organism in Eukaryota, Metazoa, Arthropoda, Insecta, Diptera, Drosophilidae.
AUAUCGAAAAGUUGUUUAGCUAAAACUAGCUAAAACAAAAUAUAAUAAGUGCAUUAGCUCAACUACAAAUGGCGGCUCAAACUACCUAUAAAAUUAUAAAAGACGCAGGUCUGGUUCGUGUAGAAGAUUGUUCUUCUGAUGACAGCGCUGUUCCGGUUCCAGUCCGUCAAAAAGUGCCAUCAUUUCCACGGUUCAGUGACAGUGACAACGAAGAAUUUUUAAAGCUUUUCAAAUUCGCACUACGAGAAGCGGAUGAUUCGAACCUAAAGGAUUGGUCAUCGCAAACCAUCAAAAUGAAUGGCAAGGAAUUGCUCGUGUGGGAACCACAAGCUAUGCCACCAGAUAUUGAUGAUGAUGCUGAUGAUGAUGAUGAUGAUGAUGAUGAUGAUCAGGAGGAUGCUGCAGAGGUGAUGGAUGCAGAUGUGAUGGCUGUUUGCAACGAUAAACUGACAGAACAGCAAGACAAACCAGAGCCACUUGUAUUCGAUUAUGGACUGAGAGAAUUUUUGGUGGAUAUGGAGAAGAUGCAACGAGAGCCACGUCCCGAUAAGCACAAGCAUUGUCGGCACAAGCAAAAACAACCACUCAAAGACGUGCAGGUUGAGAGUAAACCGAGCUUGGCCAGCAGCGCAGACAAUGUUGAAUAUUUACAAAUUGGCGCUGCCGGAGAUUUUCGCAGCUAUUUUGAAUUAGAUACGCAGAGCCUAAAGCUGUUGAGGAAAGUGGCAAAGCCUGCUACGAAAAAGUCUACUACAACGUUUAGCAUGAGAAUAGUCAAAUAUUUAAAGCACUUUUAUAAUGCAUGCGCUCGAAAAGAUCAUCCAUACUUCCUGUGGCCCGUUUGCGAGGGAUAUUAUGCCACACAGCUGCUGCUAACAAAGAAGAAACUACUGAAGCUAAAGCAUGAUGUACUCGAUAAGCGUGUCGUGAGAUAUAUAAAGAAAAAAAAGAAGCAGCCGCUGACAGAGCAACGAGUGACACUACACGUAACGGAAAUUCAAGCGCAGUAUAUGAUUUGCAGCUAUUGCCGCAUAUUGUAUGAACGGAGCAAGGCCAAAAGUUUGCCCCAGCAGGAUCGUUUGAGCCUGCGUGCACGCUUUGCUGCAAGCAACAUAGAACUGUUUAUGCUGGAGAGUAACGAACGCGAGUUUAACUGCCUUCAGUUUUUUAACUGGACUAAGCUCAAUGAACGCAGAUUAUUUGCUCUAUAUGAGUCAACGUUGCAAGCGGCUAGGGCGCGCGCUAAGCUUGCAGCUGAAAAACGUUUUGUCAAACGCACGCCCAACAUUGGGGCCAUAACUGAUUUUUAUGAACGCGGUAUUAUACCACAAUUUGAUGUCAAGUCUACUAGUAAAUGGCCACGUACCUAUAGAAGCUAUGAGCUUCCCACAACGGCUGCUGCUGCUGAAGGCUUUAGAUGCCCGCUAGAUAAUUGCAAAUGUACCAUAAACGAUCUCAGCCUAUUGGCGCAUUUUCUUAACGCUCAUUGUCGUCUGCUGCAGGAGCUGUGGCUAAAGGAUCGUCUAGUACUAGUCAUGCAUCCCUAUACCUACACAGCAGAAGGAACUUACUGCCUUUUCGUGCUGCCUCUAUUGCGUGAACAACCCAGCAGCCAGCUACCGCUUCCAACUCAGAUCCGCAAUCGGGACUUGCCCCCCUUUCACUUAUACUUUGCACAACAUUUACCCUGUUUGCUAAUGCUGAGCAUCGUCAGUCGACAACGCUUGCUGGACCCACAAAACACAGCCGACUUUAAAGCGAACUGCGUGUAUAUCUUUUGGUUGGCCUCGACGUCUAACUAUCCAAGCAAUCUGGGCGCACGCAUUUACAUCUACUCCAGAACGCAUUCUACUUAUAAUAGCGGCAUGUGCACAUUGGAUUUUAUUAAGUUGAACGAGUUUCAUAACAUUUCUGAUUUUCUGCAACGUUUUGAGGGCAACUAUAUGGCCUUAGAUAUUGCUGCAUUGGCAGAGUUAACGAAAAAUUUUACAGAACUAUUUUUUUUAGAUAUACGCUAUAUAGACAAGCAGGAAUAUAAAUCUGAUGAGUCUGGCGAGGAACACAAAUGGCGUUUUUCAGUGUCGAUGGAUGCUGCAAGUUCAAAUGAUAAAUAAAAACCGAAGAUUUAAAAACCACAUCAAAGUUUUAUAGAAUCUUUAGUAAAUGGCAAUUUAAAU